Molecule: messenger RNA, 1082 nt
Organism: Thermothelomyces thermophilus ATCC 42464
Lineage: Eukaryota; Fungi; Ascomycota; Sordariomycetes; Sordariales; Chaetomiaceae
Exons: 3
Coding region: 516-941 (141 amino acids)
Source: RefSeq, a predicted model, not a curated record
UUACAACGCAGAACGCCGACUGCACCGAGCUUCUGAUCUGGGGGGGAACUCCAACCCACCCAUGUAGACGUCCUCGUUCAGCCAACGGCUUCACCUGCGGACGAAGCUUUACCUGUCCUCCCACGUACCAGGAGAAAGAAGACUACCGGUCGCUCGUCAUCCAUCACCACCACUGCCUUGCCCGUCGCGUCGGGUGAUGUCGGUCGCUGUCUCCGCUCCCGGGGCACGGUUCGGAAGUUUGUCUCCCCUGGUGGGGACCUUGUCAAGACCGGCGGCCUGCGGAGUGCAGCCCCGCCCGCGCCGGCCGGAAGACGUUCGGAACAUCCGGGCCCAUCACCGGCCCUAGCGCCAUAUCCUCCAUGCGGCCAUUCGGCCACCGAGGCGACGAUUGUUGGACGUCUUUUGCCCAUCGCCGAGGAAUAGCGAACACUCCACGUCUCGGCCUCGAUCUCGCACAGACCAAAGCCGGCCCCGGAGCUGCUGCUGAUUCACCACACAGCUAUCCCUCUCCGCCCAUGUCGGGGUCUCCGCCGCUACCCCCGAAGAACAGCCGCGAGGUUGCCGAACAGGGCCAGGGGACGUAUCAGGCGACUAUACAUAAUGUGUAUCCGACCGCUUCGACUGCAGGAAACGAGGAGAGGGCGCAGGUAGCAGCCGCCGAUGGCUCCCGUGUAUACCUCUCAAAUCCGCCGGAUCGAGCAUCGUACGCUCUCCCCCCUAUCGAGGUACCGGGGGCAGGGUCAUUGCUCUACUCGCAUCCGCCCAGCCAGGGCGGCGCCCCCCAGCCGCCAGUCUACUUGCCUGCCCCCGGAACCGGAACGACCUCGAAUCAUCCCGGAUCUCUCCUCUCUCCACAAACGUCACAGAGAAAGACGAAAGGGCACGUGGCCUCAGCGUGCGUGCCUUGCAAGAAGGCGCACCUCCGAUGUGACGGUAUGUAACCUUAGUCGUAUUUGACCGAUAUUAAGCACAAACCAAAAUUAUGAACAACCGGGCUAAGGUGGCGGCAUUGGCGCUGCGGCUCCCGUCGUCGGGGUUCCCCUGGAAUUGAUUGACACCAUCAUAUUGUCAAAGCGAUUCCG